AUGUAUGAGAAAGAAGACUUACUGACGCAACCAUUGGAUAAAGUGAUUCUUCUAGCUAAGACGUUGGAAGGAGCAAGAAAUAGUGUCAUGGCAACACGUGAGGCAAGGACAGAAUCACGAGGGAAAGUUUGUCAUCUACAAGGAAGAAAAUCUGUGAAGGGAGGCAAACCUUACACUAAACGUCACCAGGCCGGACGAGGGUUUGUCUGUUUUCAAUGCGGAGAAGAAGGACACUACCAAUGGGAAUGUACGAAGAAGACGGCGAAGAACCAAGAAAAAUCAUUGGGAUUUAGGCGUGGCAAAGUUGCUAAACCAGGAGAUGUAAUUCAGAGAACAAAGAAGGUACAACAAGCUCGAAACUCCCAGAAGGUAGAUUUAGAAGGAAGCUCGUCUCAGGAGGAUGAAGAACCAAGUUAUUGCAUUGACUCUGUCACAAAGAAUGUUUACUGUGCAGAAACUGUUCGUGAUACAUUAAGGAAACUUGAGGUGAAGGUACGAGUGGAUGACUGUUUCUUAACUUUUAGAGUUGAUACAGGAGCGGACGUUUCCCUGAUGGAUGAGAUAGCGUGGAAUAAACUGGGACAGCCCAAGUUGAGUAAGGAGAGGGAGCAGCUACGAAAUGCUUCAGGUCGAAUCAUGAGAUUUAAGGGCAUGAUGACAGGUCAGGUUAGAUUUUGCAACAACCUUGCACCUAUUCAAUUCUACGUGAGACAAGGAAAAGGCUCAAACCUGCUGGGAAUGGAUUGGGUGAAAAAGGUUGGGAGUGCGACAGUGUGCGUAGACUAUCUUAAAGUUAUGGGAAACCAUGGUGGUGUAAUGUUGACAGAAUCAAGUGAGAUUGCAGCACCAAUGGAGAAACUAUUACAGCAGUUCUCAGAAUUAUUUACAGAUGAACUGGGUUGCUGCAGUGAGAUUGUGGGCAUCUCUGUGCGACCAGAGACGGAUUUGAAGAUCGAGAAGGAAUUGGAAAGGAACGUGAAAAACAGUGUAUUAGAACCAGUUAACAUCGCUCUAUGUACUUUUCCAACAGUGAACAUUGUUAAACCGAACGGUGAUAUCAGGAUAUGCGGUGAAUUUAAACCCCUCAAUCGGAUUAUGGUAGUUGAUCAAUAUCCAAUCCCUAUACCAACAGAGAUGUUUAGUUCCCUAGCUGGGAGUAAGAUGUUCUCCAAGAUUGAUCUGAAGGAUGCUUACAACCAGUUACGGGUGGACGAGGAAAGUCAAAAGUGGCAGGUGAUUAACACGCACAAAGGACUGUUCAAAUAUAGACGAUUACCGUUUGGAAUCAGUUCAGCGCCUGCCAUUUUCCAGAAAACAAUAGCCAAAGUCUUGGAAGGCGUGAGAGGAAUUUGCAUCUAUAUGGAUGAUAUUCUUAUCUCAGGAAAAGAUAAACAAGAACACAUGCAGAAUUUGUCCCAAGUAUUUCAAAAGUUACAGCAACAUGGUUUCCGUAUUAGAAGAGACAAAUGCUCGUUCUGUCAACCAUCUGUGCAAUAUCUGGGACAUAUAAUUGACAGCUCAGGAAUCAGAGUAUCAAAUGAAAGAGUUAAGGCAAUACAAUUGAUGACAGCACUUAAAGACCAGUCAGAGUUACGAUCAUUCUUAGGCAUGGUUAAUUAUUUUGGGAAAUUCUUUCCACAUAUGUCUAGCCAUACUCUACCUCUAAAUCAACUGCUGAAGAAAGAUACAAAAUGGAACUGGUCAUCAACGCAAGAAAGUGCUUUUCAAAGGAUGAAAACAAGAGUUAACAUCUCUACCAAUACUGGCAAAAUAUGA
This is a messenger RNA of Corticium candelabrum, 1776 nucleotides long. RefSeq lists its product as uncharacterized. The transcript is spliced from 2 exons. The coding region runs from base 1 to 1776 and encodes 591 amino acids. The record is from RefSeq and is a predicted model, not a curated record. Gene Ontology annotation, molecular function: nucleic acid binding; zinc ion binding. NCBI's taxonomy places the organism in Eukaryota, Metazoa, Porifera, Homoscleromorpha, Homosclerophorida, Plakinidae.